UCUCUGAAUCGAUAAAUAGAGAAAACCCUUAUCCCUUCUCCAAGCCACCAAAAGCCCCAAAACCUUCCGAUCAUCUCCGGCAUCGUCUUCGAAGUGUUUGGUGUCGAAUUGGGGAUUCCACUGAUGGCGGAUGAGAAAGAGAUCCCUCCGGGGAUGAAGGACGAGGUUGCAGAGUUUGUGCCGUUCGAUCCGUCGAAGAAGAAGAAAAAGAAGAAGGUUUUGAUCCAGGAUCCUGCUGAGGAGGCGGAGAAGCUGGCUGAGAAGACGGAGAAUUUGACAGUUAGUGAUGCACCUGAGCCGAGUUUUGUUGGCAUGAAGAAAAAGAAGAAGAAGCCGGUAGAGACUGAGGUUGUCAGCGAGGAACAGGAGGAUGCUGGAGAGGAUCUUGAUGGUGACCACGCUGGAGAAGAUGAGGAAGGGGAAGGAAUUGUGCUGGGACGUGUGCGAUAUCCGUGGGAGGGCACUGAUAGAGAUUACUUAUAUGAGGAGCUUCUGGAUAGAGUUUUCAAUAUCUUAAGGGAGAAUAAUCCAGAUCUUGCUGGGGAUAGGCGUAGAACUGUAAUGAGGCCCCCACAGGUUCUCAGAGAAGGAACAAAGAAGACGGUUUUUGUGAACUUUAUGGAUCUUUGCAAAACGAUGCAUAGGCAGCCAGAACAUGUUAUGACCUUUUUGCUUGCUGAAAUGGGAACAAGUGGAUCCCUUGAUGGGCAGCAGAGGCUGGUUGUUAAGGGCAGAUUUGCUCCCAAGAAUUUUGAGGGUAUACUUAGAAGAUAUGUUAAUGAAUAUGUCAUAUGCAAUGGCUGCAAAAGUCCAGAUACUAUACUUUCAAAGGAGAACCGCUUGUUCUUUCUCCGCUGUGAGCAGUGUGGUUCUCAUCGAUCAGUUGCACCAAUUAAGGCUGGGUUUGUUGCUCGUGUGGGACGUCGCAAAGCAGGGACAUAAAUUUUUCAUCUGCCAGGAAACAGUUCUAAGCUCAUGCUUUAACUUAGCUCUGCAAUUUUAGUUGAGGCUAUGUUUCUUGCUAAAGUACUAUUGUUAAGAACUUGCUUGUGUCUUUCCUAUAUCUUUACUGUUCAAAUCAUCUUAAAGUGUUGUGAUUGUGUGGCAUCCCAAUCAGAUUUUGGUUUUGGAUUUUGCCCUUGUUUCUGAAAUGCACCGCCUUCUGACUGCAUUUUGUAUCUAACCAAAUUUUUGGCUGCAUGGUUUGCAAAUUGUCAGAGUUUGGAGUUA
This is a messenger RNA of Dioscorea cayenensis subsp. rotundata (Guinea yam), 1230 nucleotides long. RefSeq names its product eukaryotic translation initiation factor 2 subunit beta. Gene Ontology annotation, cellular component: eukaryotic translation initiation factor 2 complex. Gene Ontology annotation, biological process: formation of cytoplasmic translation initiation complex; formation of translation preinitiation complex; translational initiation. The coding region runs from base 124 to 942 and encodes 272 amino acids. Gene Ontology annotation, molecular function: mRNA binding; translation initiation factor binding; translation initiation factor activity. The transcript is spliced from 10 exons. The record is from RefSeq and is a predicted model, not a curated record. NCBI's taxonomy places the organism in Eukaryota, Viridiplantae, Streptophyta, Magnoliopsida, Dioscoreales, Dioscoreaceae.